Molecule: messenger RNA, 984 nt
Organism: Necator americanus (New World hookworm)
Lineage: Eukaryota; Metazoa; Nematoda; Chromadorea; Rhabditida; Ancylostomatidae
Exons: 9
Coding region: 1-984 (327 amino acids)
Molecular function (GO): protein binding
Source: RefSeq, a predicted model, not a curated record
AUGUCGAAGAGUAGCCAGAAGUCUUCAGUGGAUUCCAAAUUGGCCGAAAAGAAAGUCUAUUGCGCUUUAAGAGGAAAAACUGUGAGUAAAAAUUGUUACGAAGUGCUUCCUCUUGGCGUCGAAUUGAGUCAAGGACAAUCGCUUGGUCUCAUCAUCAAGAAAGAUACAGUGAUAGGAGUUAAAUGGAAUAGCCCUUGUCUUGGAAUAGUUCGAACAGGAGAUAUACUUUACUCUAUUAACAAAGAAAUAUUUUCGGAGGAUGGUAGUAAAAACAAAGAAAUCCUCUCAAAAAUAACUCAGAGUAGUGGAACAUUCACCGUUCAAGUGAUUAGGUUUAAACGUCGACCCACAAUGAGACCGAUUAUUCCAAGAGGUUAUAAACCAGUGGAGGGAUACGAAUAUGAGUGGACCAUGUUGUAUCUAAUGAGGGGGAUGAGUUUAGGACUGGAUGUUCGUCUAAUUGAUGGAAAGGUUUAUGUGGCAAAUAUAAUGCCAGAUAGCAUCGCAUCAAUGUCACUGCUUAUUGGAGAAUGCAUUGUGGAUGUGGAAGGGGAACUGAUCACGAGUAUUCCACAGCUUACCACCGCGAUGGUGAAAGCAAUGGAUAAGAACGGACUAGCUCGGUUACUUGUGGAGGCGCCUGGUAAUGAUAUGCUUCGCAAUAUGCUUCGAGCAAAAAUAGCUGCUGCUGUGGGUGUUCCUGAUAUAAAGGACCUUCCGCUACCAUCGGAAACAAAGCCGUGGACUGAGAAAGGACUCGCAGCUUUGAAGGAGAAUGAACCGAAGAGCAUUUAUAAGUCGCCACAAAGAGCGGAGAAGGAUAAGAAAGACGACGCUGGAACCACUGAGGAAAAGAGGAGCGCCCAUUUUAAUGAGAAAACGGUUGAACUCAGUUACUAUGAUGACUUGCAAACAAGUUUAAUGGUCAAGGUUCCUCCUCCAAGGACAAGUACAGAUAACCAGCCUGAAGCUAAAAUACAGUGA